CCCACGUGGGCCGGCCUGGGCCAAUGGCGAAGCGCGGCCCUCCUGGCGGACGCCAUUGCUGUCAGAGCGGAGCUCUGAGGCGAGUGUCUUGUGUAUAUGAGUGUGUGUGAGAAAGAGAGGCGGCGCUGAGGGGAGAGCCCGCCGGAGACGGGGAGAAGGAAGAAGAAAGAAAGAAAGAAAGAAGAAGAAAGGGGGGGCGAAAGAGAAAAAAGGAGGUGGAGGGACCCCUCGCGGCAGUCGCCGCGCGCGUGCGAGUGUGCGCGCGCGCGUCCUCGCGCGCUACGACGACGACCGAGGCCGCGCUCGAUUACCAUCCCCGGUGACGAGCCGGGGUGUGUGUGUGUGUGUGUGUGUGAGCGAGCAAGCGAGCGAGGAGCGUCGAGACGGGGAAGCGGGAGGCCAUUUCUUCCUCCGCCCGCCCGUGAAGACGACGACGGCGACGCACCCGGCAGCGCCAGCGGCAGCAACAGCAGCGACGGGACCGAGCCGCCGCCUCAGCCUCACAUCUCGUCACGCCCGACGCCAGCUUGCCGUCGCCGCCCGCGCCAAUCUCCUUCCUCUCAUAUAUAUAUAUAUAUUUAGCGUUGUGUUUCUCUGCCUCACAGGCGGGAGGAGGAGGAAGAGUGGGAGUCCAGCCCCGCCCGCGCUGCGCGGCCGGGGUGGGCACAGCGUCGGCGGCGUCGGCUGAGCAGCUCCGUCUCCUCUACAGCUCCCAGGAAGGGAGGAACAAGCGGGGAGGCGGCCGGUAGAAGGAGAGAGGGAGGCAGCGAGAGCGCCCCCCCUCCGCGAUCGGCCAGGCGGGCCCGCCCACCUCAGCGUCUCUCAGACACCCCCCGCCUUCCUCCUCCCCCCACUCUCCUCUUCCUCCCCCCUUCCUCCUCCUCCCCAGACAUGCCCCGCUCUGGAGGCCGGGCUCGCCGAGGAGGAUCAUGACUGCGGUGGCGAACGGGGCGAGCCUGGAGGACUGUCACUCCAACCUCUUCUCCCUGGCCGAACUCACAGGCAUCAAGUGGCGUAGGUAUAACUUUGAAGGCCAUGGAGAUUGUGGCCCUAUUAUCUCAGCCCCUGCUCAAGAUGACCCAAUCCUUCUGAGCUUCAUCCGCUGUCUGCAGGCCAAUCUGCUGUGUGUCUGGCGACGUGAUGUCAAACCGGAUUGUAAAGAGUUAUGGAUAUUCUGGUGGGGAGAUGAACCAAACUUAGUAGACGUGAUACAUCGAGAGCUGCACAUGGUGGAGGAAGGACUUUGGGAGAACGGGCUUUCGUAUGAGUGCAGGACACUGCUUUUCAAGGCAAUCCACAACUUGCUGGAAAGAUGUCUAAUGGAUAAGAACUUUGUAAGGAUUGGCAAAUGGUUCAUCCGGCCAUAUGAGAAAGAUGAAAAGCCCAUUAACAAAAGUGAGCAUUUGUCCUGCGCCUUCACGUUCUUCCUUCAUGGGGAAAGUAAUGUGUGUACAAGUGUGGAGAUUGUUCAGCACCAACCAAUCUAUCUAAUCAGCGAAGAGCAUCUCCACAUGGCUCAAUCCUCUCCCAUACCAUUCCAAGUGCUGAUAAGCCCAUAUGGUUUAAGUGGUACUUUAACAGGCCAAGCAUACAAGAUGUCAGACCCAGCAACCCGGAAGCUAAUUGAGGAGUGGCAGUAUUUUUACCCAAUGGUGUUGAAGAAGAAAGAAAACUUGAAAGAGGAAGAACUGGGAUAUGAUGACGAUUUUCCAGUGGCAGUAGAAGUCAUAGUUGGUGGUGUCCGAAUGGUGUAUCCUUCAGCUUUUGUUCUUAUCUCACAAAAUGAUAUUCCUGUGUCUCAGAACACUUCCAUGCUAGGAGCCCACAAUAGUACGGCACAACAGGGAGUGGGAAAUGUGAAAGAUCCCAGCAGUUGUGGAAUGUUGCUCACACCACCCACCUCUCCAGAGCAGACUGUCAUAGGUGAAAAUGGAGGCAUUUCAAGCACAGUCAGUCAUUCAGCAGUGCCAGAUGGGAUGGUUGCUGUGCAGAGUCCAAAGAAAUCAGGGAGAAUUCCUCAGAAAUUCCAGAAUUGUAUGGUGCGCAGAGUUUGGAAGGAGUGUAUCCUCAACAGGACACAGUCCAAGAGGAGUCAAAUCACUGCGGAGGAAGAAGCCCCCAGGAGCUGUGUUACUUGGGAUUUUGUUGAUCCAGUCCAAAGAGUGUGCUGUACUUGCUCCAGGCAUAAGCUUCUCAAGCAACGCUGUGCUGUGGGUUCCAGUCGUCCACCGACGAUAUCACAACCAGGGUUUAGUGUGGGAUCCUCAUCCUCUUCUGCCUUGCCGCCUCCCGCCUCUAAGCACAAAACCACAGAGAGGCAGGAGAAAUCAGAAAAACUACAAAAGAGGUCACUGCUGCCAUUUCACCAUCGUCCCUCCAUCACCGAAGAUCUGUGUAUGGAGCAGGACCCUUCAGGACAGAAGCUGGCCUUGGCUGGGAUGGAGUCGUCUUUGGAAGCCCCUAAUAACAGGAAAUAUGAAAAGCAGCUUUCCCUGCCACCCAGACACCCAAGCAAACCAACAAAUUUGAAUCCUAUGGAUUCCCCCCAUUCCCCCACAUCCCCUCUGCCUCCCACACUUAGCCCCCAGCCAAGAGGGCAGGAAGCUGAUAGUUUGGACCCUCCUUCCGUUCCCGUAAAUCAAGCCCUCUACAGCAAUGGAUUGGAGCUCCAGCCGAUGGCCAACGCAGAGGACAGGACAGUCCUUGUAGGCCAGAGGGUGCCGCUGAUGGCAGAAGUCAGUGAGACGGCUUUGUAUUGUGGGGUUAUACACAACCAAGAGUCAACAAAUAAAUGGCAGGGGUAUAUUCUUCCUUUGAGUGAUGAUCCAGAGUUUAGCCCACCACAACUCAAGUGUGAGAGAUACGAUACCAGGAUGGAUGUUGCCUCUGAGAGCACUGCACUGAAAAGGCUCUUAGCGCAACCUAACAAAAGAUUUAAAAUCUUGGACGUCAGCCCCUCAGUGCCAGCAAUGAAUUAUCUCGACCCCUUACCUCUAAUACAGCAACCUGGCGAAUGUUUGGGAGACGUCAGUGAUCCUUACACAUUUCAGGACGGUGAUAUCAAAUACAGUUUCACUGGCACUAAAAAAUGCAAGCUUGGAGCUGAUAGAGAAUCUCUGAAGAAGAAUAAGUCAGAAGAUGGAACAACAACUAAGGAGAUUUCUGCAGCAGGUCAUUCCACCACCAUUCCAGAUGGGAAAGAUGCAAUGUCCAUUUUCAGUUCUGCUCCUAAAACAGACACCCGGCAAGAUAAUGUUGCAGGACGUGCUGGUUCUAGUAGCCUCACGCAAGUAACAGACUUGGCCCCUUCAUUACAUGAUUUAGACAACCUCUUUGAUAAUUCAGAUGAAGAUGAGCCUGGAGCUGUCUCACCUGCCCUCCGGUCAUCAAAAAUACCUGCAGUGGGGACUGAAGAGCGCCCUCUGGGCAAGGAUGGCAGAACAGCAGUACCGUAUCCUCCAACCGUGGCGGAUCUGCAGAGGAUGUUUCCAACACCACCCUCCUUGGAGCAGCACCCUGCUUUCUCCCCUGUGAUGAGCUAUAAGGAUGGCAUCAGCUCAGAGACAGUGACUACCCUGGGAAUGAUGGAAAGCCCCGUGGUCAACAUGGUUACAACCCAACUCACAGAGUUUAAAAUGGAAGUGGAGGAUGGAUUAGGCAGCCCUAAGCCAGAAGAAAUAAAGGAUUUCUCCUUUGUGCACAAAGUUCCAAGCUUUCAGCCCUUUGUGGGCUCCUCUACGUUUGCUCCUUUGAAGAUGCUGCCAAGCCAGUGCCUGCUACCUCUGAAGGUUCCAGAGGCCUGUGUCUAUCGGCCUUCCUGGGCUAUCCCUCCAAAAAUUGAGCAACUUCCUUUACCGCCUACAGCCACUUUCAUCAGAGAUGGAUACAACAAUGUCCCCAGUGUUGGGAGCCUGGCUGAUCAAGACUACCUUCAGAUGAACACUCCCCAGAUGAGCACUCCUGUGACACUAAACAGUGCUGCUCCGGCCAGCAACAGUGGGGCUGGAGUCUUGCCUUCCCCGGCCACUCCUCGUUUCUCUGUCCCUACACCGCGCACGCCCAGGACCCCAAGGACUCCUCGAGGUGGGGGCCCUGCCAGUGGGCAAGGGUCCGUAAAAUACGACAGCACGGACCAAGGAUCACCAGCCUCCACGCCCUCUACGACCCGGCCCCUCAAUUCUGUGGAGCCCGCCACUGUCCAGCCAAUUCUGGAAGCUCACAGCCUGUAUGUUACACUCAUCCUUUCAGAUUCUGUGCUGAAUAUCUUUAAAGACAGCAACUUCGACAGCUGCUGCAUUUGUGCUUGCAACAUGAACAUUAAGGGUGCUGAUGUGGGACUGUAUAUCCCGGAUUCAUCUAAUGAGGACCAGUAUCGGUGCACUUGUGGAUUUAGUGCAAUUAUGAACCGCAAGCUAGGGUACAACUCUGGGCUGUUCAUUGAGGAUGAAUUGGACAUUUUUGGCAGGACUUCAGACAUCAGUCAGGUUGCGGAGAGGAGGUUGAUGAUGUGCCAGACCACCUUAAUUCCUCAGCUAGGAGAGGGAUCUAAGAGGGCUCAGGAGCCCCCUGUGAGUCUUCUCCUCCUCCUCCAGAAUCAGCACACCCAGCCUUUUGCCUCGCUGAGCUGCCUAGAUUACAUGUCUGUUACAAGCCACCAAUCGCUCUCUAUUACAAACUGGAGUUAUGACAGAGUCCAGGCAGAAAGCAACGACUCCUGGAUUGAGUGCUUUAACGCUCUCGAGCAAGGCAGGCAGUAUGUGGAUAACCCAACAGGUGGGAAAGUAGAUGAAGCCCUUGUCAGAAGUGCAACAGUUCACUCUUGGCCUCACAGCAAUGUUCUAGACAUCAGCAUGCUCUCCUCCCAGGAUGUCGUGCACAUGCUUCUGUCUCUCCAGCCUUUCCUCCAGGAUGCCAUCCAGAAGAAGCGGACAGGCAGGACCUGGGAGAACAUCCAGCAUGUCCAAGGGCCCCUCACCUGGCAACAGUUCCACAAAAUGGCAGGGCGAGGAACCUAUGGUUCAGAGGAGUCUCCUGAGCCUCUUCCAAUCCCCACUUUGCUGGUUAGUUAUGACAAGGACUUCCUGACAAUCUCUCCGUUCUCCUUGCCAUUCUGGGAGAGGCUGCUGCUGGAGCCAUAUGGAGGCCAUCGGGAUGUUGCUUAUAUUGUGGUGUGUCCAGAAAAUGAGGCCUUGCUUGAUGGAGCCAAAACUUUCUUCAGGGACUUGAGCGCCGUAUACGAGAUGUGUCGACUUGGUCAACAUAAACCGAUCUGUAAAGUGUUGCAUGAUGGGAUCAUGCAAGUGGGAAAGACUGUGGCCCAGAAGCUGACUGAUGAGCUUGUGAGUGACUGGUUUAACCCACCCUGGGUCAACGAAGACUCUGACAAUCAUUCCAGGCUCAAACUUUAUGCGCAAGUCUGUCGUUACCACCUAGCACCUUACUUAGCUACUUUGCAACUUGACAGCAGCCUGCUGAUGCCACCUAAACACCAGACAGUCUCACCGCCAUCAUCAAGCCAGGAACAGACAAUGUCCGGGAGCGCAGCAUCGAUUCCCCCCAAUUCGGCCUGCCUCGCUGCAUCCGGGGCUCCUCCUACUGCCGGUUCUUUCACCUCCGCACCCAAUGGUGGGACCACAAGCCUCCCAGCAGGCAACACUUCAGCCUCGGGAUCCACAGUGCCACAGCUGUCAGCAUCCUCCUCGGUGCCCAGUAUUAACCAGACAAACACUACCUCCUCUUCAGGGUUCAGCGGUGGCCUUCCUCAAGGUCAAAAUCCAAUUCUUGGUGUAAACUCCACAGAGAGGCCCCAAGGAAGCACAGUCUCCGGAGGAGAUGCAGAGGCAGGGCAUAAUUCAUCUCAACAGCAACAAGAAGGGCAGGAAAGUUCUGCAGAGAGGGAGAGGAUAGGAGUUCCCACUGAACCUGAGUCAGCAGACAGCCACGCCUACCCCCCAGCUGUCGUCAUCUAUAUGGUGGACCCUUUCACCUACACUGCAGAGGAGGAAUCCACCUCAGCCAACUUCUGGCUCUUGAGUCUGAUGCGAUGUUACACAGAGAUGCUGGACAACUUGCCUGAACAUAUGAGGAAUUCUUUCAUUCUCCAGAUUGUGCCUUGCCAAUACAUGCUGCAGACCAUGAAGGACGAGCAGGUCUUUUAUAUUCAGCACUUGAAGUCUCUGGCAUUUUCAGUCUACUGCCAGUGCAGGCGACUGCUGCCCACACAGAUUCACAUUAAGUCCCUGACUGGCUUUGGGCCAGCAGCCAACAUUGAGAUGACUCUCAAGAACCCAGAGCGGCCUAGUCCUAUUCAGCUGUACUCCCCUCCAUUUAUCCUGGCACCCAUCAAAGACAAACAGACAGAGCUGGGAGAGACCUUUGGAGAAGCCAGCCAGAAGUACAAUGUGCUCUUUGUUGGGUACUGUUUAUCUCAUGACCAGCGCUGGCUCUUGGCCUCCUGUACCGACCUGCAUGGCGAGUUUUUGGAAACCUGCAUUGUCAACAUUGAUUUGCCAAACAGAUCGAGGAGGUGCAAAGUAUCAGCCCGUAAAAUUGGCUUGCAGAAGCUGUGGGAAUGGUGUAUUGGGAUUGUCCAGAUGACAUCACUGCCCUGGAGAGUGGUGAUUGGACGCCUUGGGCGACUUGGCCAUGGGGAAUUGAAAGACUGGAGCAUCUUGCUUGGAGAGUGUUCGCUGCAAACAAUCAGCAAGCAGUUGAAGGAAGUGUGUCGAAUGUGUGGCAUCUCUUCUGCGGAUUCUCCCUCAAUUCUCAGUGCCUGUUUGGUUGCCAUGGAGCCCCAAGGGUCAUUUGUGGUGAUGCCAGAUGCUGUUACGAUGGGAUCUGUGUUUGGCCGCAGCACUGCCCUUAACUUGCAGUCGUCCCAGCUGAAUACUCCGCAGGAUGCCUCUUGUACACACAUCUUGGUGUUUCCAACCUCUGCAACCAUCCAAGUCGCUCCAGCAAACUAUCCAAAUGAGGAUGGAUUCAGCCCCAAUAAUGAUGACAUGUUUGUCCUUCCGUUCCCGGACGACAUGGAUAACGACAUUGGAAUUCUAAUGACUGGGAAUCUCCACUCAUCUCCAAAUUCCUCUCCCGUCCCUUCCCCUGGCUCUCCUUCUGGGAUUGGAAUAGGACCAUCCUUCCAACAUAGCCGGAGCCAAGGAGAACGUCUCCUCUCCCGGGAAGCGCCUGAAGAACUGAAGCAGCAACCUCUUGCCUUGGGGUACUUUGUCUCUACUGCCAAGGCAGAGAACCUUCCUCAGUGGUUCUGGUCAUCCUGCCCGCAGGCCCAAAAUCAGUGUCCCCUCUUUCUGAAGGCAUCAUUGCAUCAUCACAUCUCUGUUGCGCAAUCGGAUGAGCUUCUCCCUGCCCGGAACUCUCAGAGGGUUCCCCACCCCUUGGACUCUAAAACCACAUCUGAUGUUCUGAGGUUUGUUUUGGAGCAGUACAAUGCACUGUCAUGGCUCACGUGCAACCCUGCAACCCAGGACCGCAGUUCCUGCCUUCCUGUCCACUUUGUGGUGCUCACGCAGCUAUACAAUGCCAUCAUGAACAUCCUUUAAUGGCUCGGGAGCACCUGGCUGAUCUUCCCCUUCAACCUGAGAAAUGUGCCAGGGCCUGUAAGAGUCAGAGCUCCUCUUCCUCCUACAGGCCCAGCCUCAGAGGGUCCAAGCAGUGCUUUCCCCCCCUCCAGGAAUCAUAGGAGGUUUCUCCAGUGUUUGUGGAGCGUACCUGGUGGAGCAUGUCAGCACUUCUGCCAAGUAUAUCAGACAGUGGAUGUAUUACAGCCUCAAGGCAGUGUUAAUUUGGUGGCCGGACGUUGCGGAACAAUGGACCACAAAAGACAGUGUCUUUCUGUUCGUGUUUUUGUUUUAUUGUGCACAGGUCUCUUUGCUGAAGAGACGAGUGUCAUCCUUUUCAAGCAAAACGUUGUAAGUGACCGGUUUGGGUGGCCCAAAACUUUUAAUGUUGUUCCUUGAAAACCAUAAGAUGGACUUGACUGCAAAGAAGAACCAAUGCUAGUAGUUUAUAAACAGUGGGAUUUUCCAUCUACCUGGAAUUCCCGCCGGAGUGGAUUGGGAUGAAUGCAUGCAUUUGUUACCUGUCCAUGUAGAUAUGAAUGGUCUUGGAGAUACUCUUUUUAAGUUUGUUUGUUUGUUUCCUUUUAAUUUAUUAAUAGGGGCUAUUAAAUUAUAGAGGACCAGGUACAAUAGGUGAUCCAGCUCCAUUCUGCCGAGAAGUAUUUAUCGACAUACCUCGUGCUCUUCUGACCGAGAAAUGGGGUAAAAACCAAGAAAAAUCCAAAUACCAAGAUAGGAAUAGUAAGUGAGGAAGAACUUUAGGAGUCACUAUUUUUAUUUUUAUUUUGGUGGACAUUUUGGGUUAAGGAACUCUAGCGAGGUUCAAAUAAAGUCUAAUGCACAAUAACACAAUGCAAGAUAACAGAGACCAGUGGGAGACAAUAAAACACUCUAGCAUCGAGGCAAAUUGAAGGGAGAAGUAUUGAUUUAGAGGGGAGUUUGACGUAUUUGGAAAUUUAUUCCUGAAGCUCAAGUCACCUGUAAAACGGGGAGAGAUUAGUCUGCAUAUCUCUGUGUGUGUGUGUUUGUGUGAUACAUGUAUAUAUCUAUACAUAUACACACACAAGCAUCUAAUUUGUUUACACUCUAUAAGUUUCGAAUCUGGUGUAUUUCUGUCUAUAGGAAGAAAUAUUAUUUCAAAGAAAUAAUUUUUAAAAGUUAAUAUCAUUAAAUUAGUACUUGAAUAUGAAAACCACCGAGGUGGAAAAAUUACUUGGUUUAGUUAAAAUGCUUGCCAUUUAAAAAAAAAAAAGGAAAAAAGGUUUAAAGCGAAUCAUUAUUUUUUUUACUCAAUUCUAGGAUUUGAAAAGUCUAUAUGGUUAACCUCCCAUUUCUAAUGUUUUCUCAUUGCACUGUGUGGCAGGCUGGGCUGCUGUAAAAAAGAAGAAUCGAGUCUUGUUGAGAGUUGGCCAGCUUGGCCCAUCCUAAGAGAGAACUACCAUGUUUGAAGUUCUUCCAAAAGUCUGUCUUGUUCUGGUUAAAAAAAACAAACACACACAUAAUAAUUAAUUAAAAUUUCUAUGAGUUUAAAAGAAAUAUUUUUCUUGAAAUGAUGAUGUAACGUUUAAAAGCAAAUUUAUUGUUAAAAUAAAGAAAUAAUCCCAUGCACGAUGGGGGAGGAUCGGUCAGAGGGAGACCCUGUAAAUGGAUCACUUUUAUUCUCUUUGCUCCAGGCCCACCCACCAGGGGGCGGGGAGAGAGGGAACCUUUGCAAUGUACAGGAGGGGGGAAAAAAAAUCAGAUAUAUCAAAACCAUUUGUAUCUAAUGUAUACAGUGUAAAAUUGAUUUAAAAAAAUACUGCAUUACUAUUUUUUCUUAAUCAGAAAGGAAAAUUAUCAAGGCCUUUUGAAGAGCAUUAAAAUAUGAAGAUUGUAAACUUGUAUACAAAAAAAAUUAACUUGGUGAGGAAAACUAUGUAAAGUUAUCUUUUACCAUUCUGGGAUUAUUUGUUCCCAAAAUUCACCUGAACUUCGAAUUAUAGUUGGAUUUACUUUUUUUAAGAAUAGGCUGUUUGUAUCAAGGGGGUUUUUUUCUUCCCCAGGGAUCCAGUUCUAAUGCAAAAAUUAAAAUACCCCCACUCCACAAAUAAGGGGAAGGGGGGUAGUAAGGAGUAGUUUUCAUCUGGUGAUGUUUUUAUUUAAUUUUUUUAAGUUAAGAGAAGCUGGUAACAUAUUUAUACAUUUUUGUGCAAAAUAAAUGAAUGGCAAUAGAUUUUAAAAAGAAAAAAAUCUUAUGUACUUCAGUGUGAAAAUCUGUAUAAUAUUUCCCUUUAAAAUAUGCAUUAUUUUACUUGUGAGUUUUUUACUGAAUUAAUCUGAAAUGUACAAGCCCUGGAUUUCCUACAGAGUUGAAGAAGUUAUUUUAUUUUUUUUUAUUUCUAAUUUUGGAAAUCAUGCAGAAAUCAGAAUUAUAACAGUUUGAGCGAAGUGGGGGGGAUUGUUGCAGGGGAAUGUCCAGCAUGCUUGUAUGUAUAUUUCAGAACCUUUUUUUAAAUGUAAAAGCUGUACAUUUCUUGGGGGAGUUCUGAUUUUCUUUUUCCUUGAGCAUUUUGCAGUGAGCCUCUUUUAUAUAUAGCCAACAAUUUGAAACAACAAAACAUAAAAAAGAACUAUGUGAAGUUCAUUUUAAAUCUUACAGUAUAUCGCUGGUACAGUACACUAAAAAUAAAAAGACUUUGAUAAAAAAGAAGAAACAACAAUAAUAAUGACCUCCAUUUUAAAUGUCAUUCAUAUAUACCUUGUGGAUGAGAGCUAUAUACUUUUACACACUUUUUUAGAUGAAUAAAUUAUUGAAUUACUGAAA
This is a messenger RNA of Rhineura floridana, 10380 nucleotides long. RefSeq names its product mediator complex subunit 13L (gene MED13L). Gene Ontology annotation, cellular component: mediator complex. Bases 930 to 7559 code for a protein of 2209 amino acids. The transcript is spliced from 31 exons. Gene Ontology annotation, molecular function: transcription coregulator activity. The record is from RefSeq and is a predicted model, not a curated record. Lineage: Eukaryota; Metazoa; Chordata; Lepidosauria; Squamata; Rhineuridae. Gene Ontology annotation, biological process: regulation of transcription by RNA polymerase II.